This is a messenger RNA of Ostrea edulis (European flat oyster), 1446 nucleotides long. RefSeq names its product negative elongation factor E-like. NCBI's taxonomy places the organism in Eukaryota, Metazoa, Mollusca, Bivalvia, Ostreida, Ostreidae. The transcript is spliced from 10 exons. The coding region runs from base 53 to 904 and encodes 283 amino acids. Gene Ontology annotation, biological process: negative regulation of transcription elongation by RNA polymerase II. The record is from RefSeq and is a predicted model, not a curated record. Gene Ontology annotation, cellular component: NELF complex. Gene Ontology annotation, molecular function: RNA binding.
UUUUUAUCUCCAUUACAAAAGAGUUAACAAUAAAUGGCUAAGACUAGAGAAAAUGGUUCAUGUGAAUUUCCCAUCAAAUUUAACAGAAGAGGAGCUGAUAUUGAAGCAGAAAUAUGCAAUUUUGAAAAAGAAGAAAAAAGCACUGCAGGCAAUAAGAACAGCUAAGCCUGAGCGUGAACAACCGCAAACAGCACCCGCAAAACGACCUGCACCAGAAUCGGCAGAAGAUGCAAAAGAACAAGCAAAGAAACUACUGAAGUCAGGGUCAAUCAAGAUCAAAGUUGAUAAUGAGAAACAAAGUUUCAAGCGAUCGAAAAACCAAGAGAGAAAAUUAAAGGAUCCUGAGAAGACCCCGACUGCGGUAGGUUUCCAGCCAUUUUCAGCAGUUCACACAGACGAAGAGGAUAAAGAUGGAAAUAAGUCUUCUCAGCGACCAAGGAUGAGGGGAUUGUAUGACAGCUUUGUCAGUGGAGGUUACGAUCGCGACAGAGAGGAGAGGCGAGAGGAGAGAAACCAGCAGGAGAGACGAGAUCGCGACUACGACUCACCAAAGAGAGGCAACACCAUCUAUGUCAACGGACUAGGGAUCACAGAGGAAAUACUCAGGAAAGCUUUCUCCAACAUAGGCUCCAUACUCAACAUCAACAUGGAAAGAGACAAACAUGUUGGAUUUGUAACUUUUGAGAAAAUGGAGUCAGCAGACACGGCCAUUGCUGAGGUAAAUGGUGCCAUGGUGGAGGGGAUCCAGCUCAAGGUGACGAUGGCCAGGAGGCAGCCCUCGUUUGAUCAGAACAGUGACCAGUCCACUAAAUCUUGGUCCUCAAUAGCUGCCAGUAAUUCUCAGAAGAGCUCAUAUAAAGACAAGAGAGAAAUGGUCAGCUAUGAAAAUGAUGACAUCUUCUGAUCACUUCAGCAAUGACAUCUGAUGACACCUUUUGAUCGCUAUGACAUCUGAUGACACCUUUGAUCGCUAUGACAUCUCAUGACACAUUUUUAUCGCUAUGACAUCUGAUGACACCUUUUGAUCGCUAUGACAUUGAUGACAUCUUCCGGUCGCUUCAUAUAAUGUAUGUUGCUAGUGUCGAUGUACAAACACAUGCACAUAACACAUGAUGUGAUCGCUACAAUACAGCAAAACUGUUAAUUACAGAACCAGUUUAAUGUAACUGUAAAAUUAUGAAAACAUACAAAAACUGAAUUUGUUGACAGAAGGUUUCCUGAAAGAUACAGAUCUCAACAGUCGCAUGAACAGUGGAUAUGUGGUGUUGUAAUUCAAUCAACAAUUUACAUAUGAUGUAAGGGUGCAUUUUAUAUUUCAAACUUCAACAUUUUGUUAUAAAAAUGGUAAAGUAUUUGAAAAGAAUUGACCACAUAUUGAAUGGGAAAAUGCAGAAUUGUUGCUUCUACUGUGUUGUGAAUUUCUAAAUAAAAUCUGCAUAUUUGAAA